CUAAAGCAGAACUAGUUGUGCCUUUUUUUUUGUCUUCUGUUUUUUAAUAUUUCACUCUCAUUAUUCGUCGAUGACCAUGAACACGCACGAGUAUCACCGGUUGAGUUUGUUGAUUGAAAGAGGAGGACGUCCCUGUCGGCAGCCAUGUUGGAUGAGUCUUUCUGCUCAGGUGUGUUCCAAGCCUCUCACUUCCGGGAGCUCAGCUGCCUCGGACCACCGCCGGCACCGACACAAUGGACCGGGCGACAGGCAGGAACAAGGUCGUCAUAUUGUUCGUGAAGCGCGGCGGAGGAAGAACGCUUUCCUGACAACAGAAGAGUCUUCCUUGCGGUCCACUUGGCGUGGCUCCCCCGCCGGAGCUGAGCGAAUUGACGCAUUGUGGAGUCGACAGGGUGGGGGGAGAGGAGGAGGAGGAGGAGGAGGAAGAAGAAGAGGAGGAGGAGGAGGAGGAGGUGUUGGUAGUGGUGGUAGUGGUGGUGGUGGUGGUGGUGGUGGAGGGGGCGCGCACUGCAACCCCUCCUUCCCGAACACAACCGAGGAGGCAUCUACCGGCGGAAGCGCGAUGGCCGACACCGACGACCAUCAACCGGAGAACGGCUUCGUGUCCCCCGAGAGCACGUCGUCGUCGUCGCCGGCUCCUCUGACGCGCAUCGACGGCUCGGUCCUGCCUUUCCUCGGCGGUUUCGGGAAGUACCAGAAACAGCUGAUCCUGCUCACGUGGAUCCCGGCGCUCUUUAUCGGAUUCAGCCAGUACUCGGACAAUUUCCUGCUCGCCCAGCCGAACAACACAUGCAUCCAGCCCUUGGCGAACGCCACCGUUUCCACCACGACCACCACCACCACCGCCUCCACAUCAGCCGGCAGCAACGUGACGUGGGCCCACUCGGGUGGCCCCCAGAACGCGAGCUGGCGGGCUGCUGGCGUCCACAACGACACGGGCGACACGCAGUGCAUGUGCAACGCAUGGACCUUUGAGCUGGACACCGGCCUUGUGCAGAACGUUGUCACCAAGUGGAGUCUGGUGUGUAACUCAGCAUGGAAAGUCCAUAUUGCAAAGUUCUCCCUCUUGGUGGGUUCCAUCUUCGGUUACCUGGUGUUUGGAAUCCUCGCGGACUGGUUUGGCCGCCACCCGGUGCUGAUCUUAUCCGUGCUGUUCAUGUUGGUGUUCGGGCUCACCGUGGCCUUCUCGGUCAACCUUCCUAUGUUCAGCACGCUGCGAUUCUUCGAAGGCUUUUGCUUGUCGGGCAUCACGUUGUCCCUCUACGUCCUCAGGAUCGAGCUGUGCCUGCCGGGUUGGCGCUUCUCCAUGACCAUGGUGGCCAGUUUCGUGAUGCUGGGCGGCCAGCUGCUGAUGCCAGGCGUGGCCUACUUGUGCCGUGAUUGGCAGGUGCUCCAGGCCGUCAUCAUCUGUCCCCUGCUGCUUAUGCUGUCCUACAUCUGGAUCUUCCCCGAGUCACUGCGUUGGCUGCUGGCCACGCAGCAGUACUGCCGCUCCAAGUGGAUCAUGGGACACAUCGCUAAGAAGAACUGCGUCAACAUGGAGCAGGAUCCGGACAACAUCCUCCCAGAGUUGCAGCGAGCUCUUCAACGCAAGCCCAAAAAGACGUGCAUCGUGAAAAUGGCCCGGACCAGGAACCUGUGGAAGAAUAUUGUCGUGCUCUGUGUCAACUCGCUAACAGGCUACGGGAUCCACCACUGCUUCGCCCGCAGCAUGAUGGACCCGGAGGCCCAGGAAACCACCAUGUUCCACGACUUCUACGCCGACUAUUACACCAUGGCGGGCAUCGCGGUGGCAUCCUGCCUGGCGCUGUGCCCGGCGGUGGGCCUGAUGGGCCGGCGCGGCGGCCUCCUCACGUUCAUGAUCAUCACCGCGUUGGCGUCGUUGCUGCAACUGGGCCUGCCCAACUUGCUGGGAAAGUACAGCACCCAUCUCAAUAUAGAUAGUUCAAGCACGCUGAAGAAGAACUUCUCCAUCGCUUUCUCCAUCAUCGGGAUGUUCUCCUCCCACGCCGUCAGCAACCUGAGCAUCUUCUUCUGUGCGGAGAUCACCCCCACCGUCAUCAGGGGCGGCGGUCUGGGCCUGGUCCUGGCGAGCGCCGGCUUCGGCAUGCUGACGGCGCCCAUCAUGGAGCUGCACAACCAGAAGGGCUACUUCCUGCACCACAUCAUCUUCGCCUGCUGCACGCUCAUCUGCAUCAUCUGCAUCCUGCUGCUGCCCGAGACGCGCUACCACCCGCUGCCCGAGACGCUGGCCGACGGCGAGAGCUACACGCGCCAGCCGCUGCUUCCGCCGCGCAAGCCCGGCGAACAGCGCCUCCUGCUGACCGAGAGCGCCCGGGAUUACACGCGCGUGCACGACACGCCGCUGCAUGAGGCGGCGGCCGUCGCCGUCUCCAGCAUGGACUCCGCCGCCGAUUUGACCGCCCUCGCCGAGCGGCCGGCCGAAGACGAGGACGCGUGCGCGGGUCUGACUAAAGAUGACGUCAUAGACGCCAGCAAAGAGCGCCUCCUGUCUUCCACGCCCACGCACCCCUUGCUGUCCGACGAAGAGAAGACCUCAGAAGUGGUCCUCGCUUCUAUCGAGCCCCUCGCUCACGCCGUCGUGCCGCAAUUGGACGACACUCUGCAUCCGUCCCCCGCGCGGGAAGCACUUCCGGACCCCGCUUGCGAGGGGCCCCCGCCCGAAUCCCCAGACCAUCUGGACGUGGAGCAAAUGUCCAAGGAAUCGGCUCCACCGACGCCAGAGGACAACUUAGUCGACCCUCCGACGUCAGCGGCCCCUCCCCCCGCACCCACGGUAGACGGCGAUGCUUCCGCCAAGCCCCCGCCCUCCCUCUGCUCAGACGUCCGCCUAGAAAUAGAAGACGAAUCGACACCGCCGCACCCCCCCAGUGGCGACCAUCUUCCCCCCCCUCCGGCCCCCGUUCCAGACUCAUCUUUCCCCUCGUCGAGCCAUAUGGCACCACCCGAAUCCCAUUCCCCGCCUCCUCCACCCGUCACAGAACCAACCGCCACCGAGGCGACCGCUUUGACUGAUCAUCCUUUACGGGAUUCCCUAGACUCGGACUCCGAUUCCAGCGCGUCAGGAGCGUCGCCCACUUCUCUAAUGGUCUGUACGGGUUCGUCCCCUAUAGACUCUGGCGUGCUGUCAAUCAGCGCCAGCACAGAGAGCAACGCCCUCAAUGGCGUGGCGUCGUCAUGAUGAUGAUGAUGAUGAUGGUGAUGAUGACGAUGGAGACUCUGCAGCAAAUAAAUCUCGCACUUCAAAAGAAAGCCGUCCCAGCCUGGAGUUGGGUGGUCUUGACACACGAUCCUCUUCCCGCACAAGAGACUGCUUUGUGACAGUGUUGUUUUUGUUUCCUGAAUGUCCGUUAACAGGGGGAGGAAAAAAACAAAUCACCAGCCUUUAAACUGCAUCGAUGGACAAAAAACUUUUACUCAAUCGGGAAAAAAAAGCACCAGAACGUGAGGGCAAAUGAUGCUGAAAAAUCCAAAUGAAUAAAUGUUUGCCAGACA
Messenger RNA from Phyllopteryx taeniolatus (common seadragon), 3516 nucleotides. Its product is annotated as solute carrier family 22 member 23-like. Gene Ontology annotation, cellular component: membrane. The coding region runs from base 71 to 3202 and encodes 1043 amino acids. The transcript has 10 exons. The record is from RefSeq and is a predicted model, not a curated record. NCBI's taxonomy places the organism in Eukaryota, Metazoa, Chordata, Actinopteri, Syngnathiformes, Syngnathidae. Gene Ontology annotation, molecular function: transmembrane transporter activity. Gene Ontology annotation, biological process: transmembrane transport.